CUAAAGAGAAAGAGAAGGAGGCUGUGAACAGGAGACCUCAACUACCAAAACAGUAGGAUCGUUGUCUCACUAUUCUGCCUCAGCCAUGGUUACAGUGGAUACCAGUUCUCUCACCGUGCCUGUUGGCAUCCUUCGGAUAGUGGAGGUGGUGCUGUCCUGCGUUACGUUUAGCCUGGUGGCAUCUGCUGGACACGUCAACAGCUCCUACUGGGCCUGGUGCAUGUUCACAUGGUGUUUCUGUUGUUUUGUGACCCUCAUUAUCAUCAUUCUGGAGCUCACCAGCCUCAGCGCUAGAGCACCCAUCUCCUGGAAUGACUUCACCACUGCUUUCGCUAUGUUGGCCACUCUGAUGGUGCUGUCCGCCUCUGUGAUCUACUCUGUCUUCAUCUCCCGCUCUGCCAGUGGCAAAAACAUCGCCGCUGCUGUCAUUUCCUUCCUGUGUUUCCUGGCGUACGCCGUGGAGGUCAGUUGGACCCGUGCCAGACCUGGAGAGAUCAGUGGUUUCCUGGCCACCGUACCAGGUCUGCUGAAGGUUGUGGAAACUUUCGUCGCCUGCAUCAUCUUCAUCUCCCUCGGCUCAAUAGGUCAUGGCGCUUAUUCCUCUUAUCCUGGGCUGCAGUGGUGUGUGGCUGUCUACUCCAUAUGCUUUAUCUUUGCCUUAAUCAUCAUCAUCUUAACCAUAGGCCGGAUGCUGCCGCUUCUUCCAUUCCCCUUUGACAAGGUUCUCACAGGCUACAAUGUUCUGGCUGUACUGAUGUACAUGACAGCAGUGGUUAUAUGGCCGCUCUACAGUUAUGAAAACAAUGCCAAAAGGUCCAAUGACUGGGCAGUGGUGACCGCAAUGACCUGUGUGAACCUCAUAGCCUACAUCGUGGAUACGAUUUACUCUGUCCGUUUGGUCUUUUUUAUCACCCCAGCUUAA
Chanos chanos (milkfish) is the source of this 922-nucleotide messenger RNA. RefSeq names its product myeloid-associated differentiation marker-like. The coding region runs from base 86 to 922 and encodes 278 amino acids. The record is from RefSeq and is a predicted model, not a curated record. NCBI's taxonomy places the organism in Eukaryota, Metazoa, Chordata, Actinopteri, Gonorynchiformes, Chanidae. The transcript has a single exon. Gene Ontology annotation, cellular component: membrane.